UCUCUGUGACAUUGAAGUUGCGAUUGAAAGCAAAGCUGUUAACCACAUGUUAUCUGGGUUUUUGCGACGAGGCGUCCAACGAGCACGGUUCACCUUCACCCAGCAACUCGGCGAAGAUCUUUUGAGCGGCGCAGCGGCGGCACUCCACACCCAGAUACGCAAGAUGGAUGACAUUGCGCUGGACGCGGCCAAGAAGACGGCGGCCCGCACGGCGGUGGACCAGUGGGUGACUGAGGACACGAAGAUUCUGGGGAUUGGCAGCGGAUCGACGGUGGUGUAUGCCGUGCAGCGGAUCGCGGAGCGCGUGUGGAAGGAGGGCGAGCUGACGGACCUCAUAUGCGUGCCCUCGUCCUACCAGGCGCGCCAUCUGAUCCUCGACUACAACCUCAACCUGGGCGAUCUGGACAGGAAUCCCAACAUAGACGUGGCCAUCGACGGGGCCGACGAGGUCGACCGCCAUAUGGUGCUGAUCAAGGGCGGCGGCGGCUGCUUGCUGCAGGAGAAGGUGGUGGCCUCCUGCGCCAAGCACUUUAUCGUGGUGGCCGACUACACCAAGAACUCCAUCCGCCUGGGCGAGCAGUGGUGCCGCGGCGUGCCCAUCGAGGUGGCGCCCAUGGCGUACGUGCCCAUCAAGCUGCACAUCGAGGCGCUUUUCGGCGGCGAGGCCUCGUUGCGUAUGGCCAAGGUGAAGGCGGGGCCCAUUGUCACGGACAAUGGCAACUUCCUGCUGGACUGGAAGUUCAUCGCCAACCGGGAGUACGACUGGGACGAGGUCAACCGCGCCAUCACCCUCAUCCCGGGCGUCCUGGAGACGGGCCUGUUCGUGAACAUGGCCCACAAGUGUUACUACGGCAUGGCCAAUGGCACGGUCAAGGUCCAGAACAAGUAGUUCUUGGGCGGAGUUGGGGGAGCGCUGUUUGCAUUUAUUGUUCCUUGAAUUUAAGGCUUGCUAUUUGUAUUGGAUUUAAAUACAUAUUG
Drosophila mauritiana is the source of this 978-nucleotide messenger RNA. RefSeq names its product ribose-5-phosphate isomerase (gene Rpi). Gene Ontology annotation, cellular component: intracellular membrane-bounded organelle. Gene Ontology annotation, biological process: pentose-phosphate shunt, non-oxidative branch; D-ribose metabolic process. The coding region runs from base 47 to 889 and encodes 280 amino acids. The record is from RefSeq and is a predicted model, not a curated record. Lineage: Eukaryota; Metazoa; Arthropoda; Insecta; Diptera; Drosophilidae. Gene Ontology annotation, molecular function: ribose-5-phosphate isomerase activity. The transcript has a single exon.